AUGAGCCGCGCAUCUGCUGCCACCGCCAAUGCGGUUCCUCAAGGUGUUCCUGGCGCAGUCGAUCAAGUCACCGCGCCGCCUGCUUCUUCACGGCUCCUGCCGCAGGACCAUCAUUAUUCCAAUCUGCAACCGCAUCUAGACUCAGGCGCCAAGGAUGUUCAGCACGCCAUCCUCAGCGACCCGCAGCCUGUUCAUGCCCUAGAUGAUGACGAUGACGAGGACGACCGAGACGAGGUUCAUGAUCACGACACACACGACUCUGCAGCAGCAGUACCAGCACACUCAUCAGUACCGCAGCAGUCGCCAUCCGACCACGUACAGAUCACCGUGAACCAAGCCAAGCGUCCCCCAACCUCAGCUGCUACCUCUGAUAAACACGACACUGGCAGCACUUCCUCCACCCAAUCCAGUGAACAAGGCAGAGAGAGCGAUGAAAAGACGGACGACUCCGCUGCCAAAACAAAACGCAGCAAGAAGAAGAAGUCCAAGAAGGUCGCGGACGAUGGAACUGUCGACCGGGUCGGUUUCAAGGACCUCUACCGCUACGCCACCAUCUGGGAUCACAUCUUCAACUUCAUCGGUCUCGUUGCCGCCGCUGCUGCCGGUGCCGUACAGCCACUCAUGACCAUCGUGUUCGGUAGUCUCACCACCGCCUUCCUCGAAUAUACCAACGCUCUUCUCUUUGAUGGCGACAUCCCUGCCGCACGCGAUCACCUGGACAGGGAGAUCGUCCAUGGCGUGCUCUUCCUCGUCUACAUCGGCGUGGCCAUGCUCGUCGCAACCUACAUCUACAUGGCUGCAUGGGUCUACACCGGCCAGGUCAUCACUCGUCGCAUUCGAGAGAAGUACCUUCAGGCCAUUCUGCGCCAGGACAUUGCCUACUUUGAUGUCGUCGGUGCUGGAGAGAUCACCACCCGCAUUCAAAGCGACAUUCAGCUCAUCCAAGAAGGCAUCAGCGACAAGAUCCCCAUGUCGGUCAUGUUCAUCAGUGCUUUCGUCACCGGUUUCAUCGUCGCUUACGUCAAGUCGUGGGAGCUCGCACUGGCCUUGAGCUCCAUGAUCCCAUGCAUCAUCAUCGCCGGUGCCCUCAUGAACGCCGUCACCGCUAAGCUGCAGCAGGCCGAACUUGACCGGGUCUCCAGGGCAGCUUCCAUCGCCGAGGAGUCGCUCGCCACCCUCCGCACCGCCAAGGCCUUCGGUAUCGAGGACAACCUCGUCGAGCUUUACGAUGAGAGCAACCGCGAAGCAACGCGCUUUGGCAUCAAGCGAUCGCUCUUCCAGGGCAUUGGCAUGGGUGUCUUCUUCUUUGUCAUCUACAGUGGAUACGCGCUGGCCUUCUACUUUGGCGCCAAGCUGCUGGCCAGUGGUCGUAUCGCCUCGGGCACCGUGAUGAACGUCAUUCUCUCCAUUCUUAUCGGCGCCUUCUCUAUGGCCAUGAUGGCACCUAACAUGCAGGCGCUUUCCUACGCCUUUGCUGCCGGUUCCAAGGUGUUCGAGACCAUCGAUCGCGUUCCACCCAUCGACAGCUCGGAUCCCAGCGGUCUGCGUCCCGACCACUGCGAGGGCAAGCUCGAGUUCAAGGACAUCGACUUCAGCUAUCCUGCUCGACCGGACGUGCCUGUGCUCGACGCCUUCUCGCUCGAAGUGCCCGCAGGCAAAGUCACAGCUCUGGUCGGUGCAUCAGGCUCUGGCAAGAGCACCAUUGUGUCACUGGUGGAGCGAUUCUACGACCCCGACGGAGGAGCAGCUUACCUCGACGGCGUCGAACUGCGCGAUCUCAACCUCAAAUGGCUCCGCACUCAGAUCGGCCUCGUCAGCCAAGAACCCACCCUGUUCUCCACCAGCAUCCGCGCCAACAUUGCUCACGGUCUCAUCAACACGCCCUACCAGCAGCUUUCGGACGAGGAGAAGGAGACGCUCAUCACCGAUGCGGCCAAGAUGGCGAAUGCACACGGCUUCAUCUCGCAGCUGCCCAACGGCUACGAUACGAUGGUCGGCGAGAGAGGUUUCUUGCUCUCGGGUGGUCAGAAGCAACGCAUUGCCAUCGCUCGAGCCAUUGUCAAGAACCCGAGGAUUCUGCUGUUGGACGAAGCUACCUCGGCGCUCGACACGCAGUCCGAAGCCGUGGUACAGGACGCACUGGAACAGGCGAGUCAGAAUCGAACCACCAUCACCAUCGCACAUCGUCUAUCGACCAUCAAGAACGCCGACAAGAUCGUCGUCAUGGGCAAGGGAGUCAUCAUCGAGUCUGGCAAGCAUGACGAGUUGCUCGAGCUCAACGGCGCCUAUGCUCAACUGGUCGAUGCGCAAAAGAUCCGUGCCAAGGUGUCCACCAAUCUCAACGAGGAGACCACCGAUGACGAGCCUCUCACCAGGUUCAUUCCUUCCAACGCCAAGGUGCCGCUUGCCACCAGCGACACCGAAAAGGCAGCCCUCCGCGAAGAGGCCAAAGCCGAGAUGCCUGCGGGCCUCGAAAAGUCGGCCACACGCGGCAGCGUCGCCUCUGCCAUCCUCGCCCAACGCCAACGCGAUCAAGACGCCAAGGACAAGGAGAACGAAAAGAUCCCCUCGAUCUUCUACCUCCUCUACCGUCUGGCCAAGAUCAACCGCGACCACGUCCUCUCGCUCUACCUUCCUGGAGUCAUCGCGUCCAUCUGCAGCGGUGCGGCCUACCCCUGUUUCUCGAUCCUAUUCGGUCAUGCGCUGCAGAAUUUCUCGCUGUGCAGUUCGAUCAACGGCGGACCAUGUCCCGAACCAGCCAGGAGCAUCAUGCUGCGCGAUGCGAACCACUGGGCGCUGUACUUUUUCGUCAUCGCCAUCCUCUGCACGCUCGCCAUCAGCAUCCAGACGUACACGCUGAUGAAGGCGUCGAGCGUGUUGAUGGAGCGCAUCCGGCGCAUGUCGCUCUUCGCCUAUCUGCGCGCCGAUGUGAGCUACCACGACGAAGACGCGCAUUCAUCAGGCUCGCUCAGCAACUCGCUCGCCGAUAAUUCGCAGAAGAUCAACGGCCUGGUGGGUGUCACGCUCGGAACCAUUAUUCAGAGCAUAUCGACCCUGGUGACGGGUGCGAUCAUCGCACUUGCCAACGGGUGGAAGCUCUCGCUGGUCGUAAUUGCGUGCAUCCCCCUGACGCUGAGUGCCGGAUUCGUACGGUUGCAGCUGGUCGUGUUGAAGGAUGCGAGGAUCAAGAAGGCCUACGAGGGAAGCGCCGCGAGGGCGUGCGAGGCCGCGGGCUCCAUGCGUGUCGUUGCGUCGCUCACUCGCGAGGAAGACUGUUUGGAGAUCUACAGGCGCGAGCUCGAUGCGCCCUCCCAGAUCUCCCGCAACACGGCGUUCUACGGCAACUUCCUGUAUGCGAUCAGCCAAGCGCUGCAGUUCUGGAUCAUCGGACUUGGGUUUUGGUACGGAUCGCAUCUGUUGAUCGCAGGCGAGUACACGUCGGGGCAGUACUUUACGAUUCUCACCGCCGUCGUGUUUGGUUCGAUCCAGGCGUCGAAUGCGUUCAGCUUCGUGCCCGAUAUCUCGAACGCUAAGACCGCCGCUUGGGACAGCAUCAAACUGCUCGAUAUGGUUCCGGAGAUCGAUGUGACGUCGGACGAGGGCACGGUGCUGGAGCACGUCGAGGGCCAUCUGCGGUUGGAAAAUGUGCAUUUCCGAUACCCCACCCGACCGACGGUCCGCGUGCUUCGCGGGCUGGAUGUCGAUGUCAAACCGGGUACGUACGUCGCGCUGGUAGGUGCGAGUGGAUGCGGAAAGAGCACCACGAUCCAGCUCAUCCAGCGGUUCUACGACACGCUCUCUGGUCGAGUCACCAUCGACGGCCACGACAUAUCCACGCUCAAUCUGCGCGAGGUGCGCAAACACAUGGCGCUGGUCAGCCAGGAACCGACGCUGUACGACGGGAGUAUCGAGUUCAACAUCCGUCUUGGGGCGUAUGAGGAUGCGGACAGUGUGAGCAUGGACGAUCUUCGCGCCGCCGCUGCGAGUGCUAACAUCUUGGCCUUCAUCGAGGGGCUUCCCGACAAGUGGGAUACCCAAGUGGGCGGCAAGGGAACGCAACUGAGUGGAGGGCAGAAGCAGAGGAUUGCCAUUGCGCGAGCGCUCAUUCGCAACCCGCGCAUCCUGCUGCUCGACGAGGCCACCAGCGCGCUGGAUAGUGAUAGCGAAAAGAUCGUCCAAGAGGCCCUCGACAAGGCCGCCGCGGGCAGAACGACCAUUGCCAUCGCACACCGACUCAGCACCAUCAGUCGCGCCGACAUGAUCUACUGCCUCAAAGACGGCAAGGUGGUGGAAAAGGGCGAGCACGCGGAAUUGCUCAGGCUCAACGGAAUCUAUGCCGACCUGGUACGCAUGCAGGAGCUGCAGAAGGACGAAUGA
Messenger RNA from Kalmanozyma brasiliensis GHG001, 4377 nucleotides. Its product is annotated as ABC transporter, transmembrane domain protein. Gene Ontology annotation, biological process: transmembrane transport. Gene Ontology annotation, cellular component: membrane. The transcript has a single exon. The coding region runs from base 1 to 4377 and encodes 1458 amino acids. Gene Ontology annotation, molecular function: ABC-type transporter activity; ATP binding; ATP hydrolysis activity. The record is from RefSeq and is a predicted model, not a curated record. NCBI's taxonomy places the organism in Eukaryota, Fungi, Basidiomycota, Ustilaginomycetes, Ustilaginales.